AUGGAGAAAAAAAGAGGACAGGGGGAAGAUAAUGUGGUCGUCCUUGCGGAAAGAUUAAGAAAACAGGUAGUUUAUGGUUGUGGUGAAAGUAGUUGUAUUGGUAUCUUUUGUAAGAUUUCGGAUGUUGAGUCAUUUGCUGGGGAGAUAGUGCAUAUUUUGUUGGAAUAUGGUAGUUAUUUUACCUGUCGGUCUUUGUACUUGGUGCAUGGCCGGAAUAUGCACCAGCUGGCUAAUGAGGCUAGUCGGAGUUUGAACCAGCUAUCUAUUUAUCCCAAUCGGAGUGUGUGCCAUUUAGGGGGUGGGUUGGACUUGGGCCGGGGAGUGGCUGGGAAAGGGAGUAGUGAGGAGAGUGGAGUGGGGAAGAGUAUGCAUUUUGAUUAUGCCUGGAAGGUUUUGGAGUAUUUGCAUCAUGACUUGAGUACGGGAGUGAGUGGGCUUAGUGCAUGGGGUGGAUUUAGUGCAGGGGGGACUCCUAAUUGGGCUAGUUGUAUUAGGAGUGGUGGAAUGGGUGGUCGUAGUGAUGAAGAGACGGGUCGAAUAAUGGCGGUGGGAUUGGCCCGGAUUGUGCACCAGAAGAAGAGUAAGGCCACUUCUAUUAUGUUGCAAGGUGUCUUUUACAAUGAGCUGAAUAAGCAGAAGGUGGCUUAUUCUGGUGCGGCUGCCGUGCGGGUAAUUAAGUUGUUUAAUGCGGUUAAGGAAUCGGUGAAGUUCGAGAAGAAGUACUUUAUUAGGUUUCUGGAAAUGAUUGAGGAAAUGUGCCAGCGUGAAUCGGUGGUAGAUCGAGUGUGCCAGGAUAGGUGUAAUCGGAUGGCAGGUGGGUUGAGUUAUAAUCGGCCGAAUGAUUGUGGAUUUGCUGAGGAGGAAGAGUUUGUGGUGCCAAGUGGGGGAUGGAAUGGUGGGAAUUUUGGUUUGGGCGAACGGGAGAUAGAAGUAUGUAUUGGUUGUGGCGGGUCUUUGGGUGAAUGUGAAUUGCCCCAAUGUGAUAGUCUGUGCUUUUUGGCUGCGAAAAUGUGUGUGAAUGAGUUGAUUGAUUUGAUUCGUAGUUUGAUUAUUGUGAUUGAUAAUACGAGUGUGAUUAAUAUGCGAGAAGGUACUUUAUUGAUUGCGAUUCUGAAGUGUUUGAAAGCGUUAUACGAAUUUGCGGUUAAGUCGGGGACGGUGCACCAUUCGGUCUUUAUUAACCGGCGGUUUUCAAGGAUGCUGAAUUAUAAAGUAGAGAUAAGAUACCAUAAAGAGGGUGGACCUAGUAUUUUGGACUAUCCUUUUAUUCUGGACAUUGCGGCUAAAUCGGACUUGAUUCAGAUAGAGAAUACGGAUCGGAUGAAGAACGAGUUGCAAGAUGCGUUUUUCCGGUCUUUAUUUGAAGGGAAGAUUCCGCCCUAUCUGAAUUUUGAAGUGCGUCGUGAGACUUUAGUGGAGGAUAGUGUGGCUCUCUUGGAGAACUUGAAGCCGGGUAUGGUUUGGAAGCAGCUGAAGAUUAAGUUCUUAGGUGAAGAUGGAGUGGACUCAGGUGGGAUUAAGAAGGAGUUCUUCCAGAUUCUCAGCCAGCGCACGCUUGAGCACUGGGAUAUCUUUGAGGAGCGGAAUGGGUUUCUGUGGAUUCGUAGUAUGCCCGGGGAGGAAAUGGCUAAGAAGGAAAGAGAGUACUUUUUACUGGGAUGUAUCUUAGGGUUGGCGGCUUAUAAUGGCGCGGUGCUUUCGUUCUACUUCCCGCACGUCUUUUACAAGAAGAUGCUUGGCCAGGAGACUAUUGUGGAAGAUAUCAAGCAAAUAGAUCCGGUGCUUUAUAAUAGCUUGGUGGCCAUGCGGGGUAUGUCUAGUGAGGAGUUGAGUGCUUUGUCUUUGGUCUUCUCGGGAGGAGCUAACAAGGAAGAUCGGGUUGUCACUAAAGAUAACAUUGAAGACUUUAUUCUGGCUUACAAACGCGAAGCAAUUGAUAGUUCGACUGAUUUUGCGAUUGAAUGUAUUAGGAAAGGUCUUUGGUCUAUCUGUGGUAAUACCUUUGUGAGUUCUUUGUUGCCGUGUGAGCUGAGUAUUUUGAUUGGUGGUAUGGAGUGCCAGAAUUUGGAAGAGAUAGAGAAGUACACUAUUUACAAUGGAUACAAGCGGGACUCGUGUAUUGUGCAGUACUUUUGGGAGAUCUUUAGGGAGUAUGAUAAGUCAAUGCAGAAGAAGUUCUUGCGCUUUGUGACGGGUAGUGAUCGGGCUCCUUCCGGGGGAUUGGGGCGAAUGGCGAUCAUUUUCAUGCGCAAUGGCGGGGACACGGAGCGACUGCCUUCUUCACAGACUUGUUUUAACACUCUGCUGAUUCCAGAGUAUGCAACUAAGGAUAAGCUUAAGGAAAAACUGAAUAUGGCCAUUGGUUACACAGAAGGCUUCUUCUUGCUUUAA
Molecule: messenger RNA, 2391 nt
Organism: Nematocida homosporus
Lineage: Eukaryota; Fungi; Microsporidia
Product: ubiquitin-protein ligase E3 A
Exons: 1
Coding region: 1-2391 (796 amino acids)
Biological process (GO): protein polyubiquitination
Molecular function (GO): ubiquitin protein ligase activity
Source: RefSeq, a predicted model, not a curated record